UGAUCAACGAGCAACCGCGAUUCAGGCAUAACGCACUGCACAAGCAACUAACUCCCUACUUGAACGCAGCGCAGCAAUUCUCUUUUUUAUUCAACACAGUCGUGAUCAUUGUCUCCGAGACAACAACCGGCACCAUGUCGAACCGUCAACUUUCUAGGGACAUGCAAACCGAGUUCCAGGCCCGGUUCAAUGCCAAACAAGCCCGUCGCGAGGCGCAAAAGGCUGCGAAGCAAGACAACGAACUCAAGAAGCAGAUCCAGACCCUCCUUAAAAAGGGCGAGACCGCGCAAGCCGCGCAAAAAGCCCGCAUGCUCCUCGCCAAGCAAGCCAUCGCCACACAGAUGGACCAAGCCGCCGACAUUGCCGAGCUCUCGCUGGCGCAGAUCCAGGCCAACAACGCCAUGAACCGCAUGACGACCAUGAUGUCACAGUCGUCCAAGACGAUGCAGCGGGCGCAGCGCAGCGCCAACCCGGAGAAGACGCUCCUGACGCUGGAGCAGUUCCGCUCGCAGAACGAGGAGUACGCCAUGAACAACGGCAUCUACCAGGACGCCAUGACCCAGAACACGUCGGUGCAGGUCAGCGACGACUCGGUGCAGGAGCUGCUGGGCAAGCUGGCCGACGACGCAGGGCUCGAGCUCGGCCAGGAGCUGAACGAGGCCUCCACCAGCAAGGUCGACCCUGUCAAAGAACCCGCCGAGCCGACCCCCGAGGUCGAGGAUGCGUUACAGCAGCGGCUGCGGGCACUGAGGGCUUAAUCGCUAGACGGUUUAGGGAGUUGGAUUGAAUAACAUGGGGUUUGGGGGGAUUGACGGAAUGUUGAUCUCCGGGGGUACUACAUACGAUUUAUGUACAAAGAGGGGACGUGGUAUUCGGGAUAAAUCCUCCCUGCUUUUUAGCACUGGGGGGAUUUCCACAUGGCGUUUGGGGUGCUUGGGCUCAUGACGAUCUGUUACGACGGGGCGAACGGUUUACGCUGCUACCGAUUCUUUUGGGAUAGACAUUAUGAUUAUAUCGCGGCUGCCAUUCAUCAAAUGCUCCCACCUAUUGUGCGAAACAC
Chaetomium fimeti is the source of this 1060-nucleotide messenger RNA. RefSeq lists its product as uncharacterized. Gene Ontology annotation, cellular component: multivesicular body; ESCRT III complex. The transcript has 3 exons. Bases 135 to 758 code for a protein of 207 amino acids. The record is from RefSeq and is a predicted model, not a curated record. Lineage: Eukaryota; Fungi; Ascomycota; Sordariomycetes; Sordariales; Chaetomiaceae. Gene Ontology annotation, biological process: endosome transport via multivesicular body sorting pathway; protein transport; late endosome to vacuole transport.